Messenger RNA from Liolophura sinensis, 14213 nucleotides. RefSeq lists its product as uncharacterized. Bases 697 to 9177 code for a protein of 2826 amino acids. NCBI's taxonomy places the organism in Eukaryota, Metazoa, Mollusca, Polyplacophora, Chitonida, Chitonidae. The transcript is spliced from 10 exons. The record is from RefSeq and is a predicted model, not a curated record.
AGCUACGCAAUAUAAUGCGCGGUCAGGGCAUGUUGGUGUAUGCGAUCGUCCUAAGGUAUAUCUGUCGCGUUGUGAUUGGUUCAUUUCUCGAGCCGAGUUUCAACCAAUCGUCACAUGUUUGAAUCGUGAGUCACUCUAGCUUGGCCAGGCUGCGCUGCGAAGGCUAAAGUCUGUGCUGUAGGCUACACGCGAUGCGCUAGUCACUGGUGGUCACAUGCACAGAUCGGGAUUACGUCCCAUCUUUGGACGCUUUGCUGUCGAAUUCUUCCCAGUGCAGUGUUGUCAGCCAGACGACCCUCGUUUGUAUUAACCUAUCCAGGACGUGGACUGUCAUCGCAGUAUUCGCUCAGCGCUUGGGGAGCGUCGGACGACUAGACUGACGAUAUCCCUGUAUCGCUAGCUAAAUCAGCUGUAAGGAAAGCCUGCAAGUGAUUUACACAGCUGUACGCCACAAGCAUAGUUCUACAGACAUACAACUACGGCGAUUCCAGACCAGACAAAGAAUUGCGUAUCGAUGGUGCUAUUAUGUCUCGCUGCACAGCGGACGCUAAGGUAGAAAUUGUAAAGCUCUGCCUUUCAAACAAGAUUGAAAAUUACAAAGGUGACGGCGAACGAGAUGGCUGCGUCACCUGGAGAAAGUGUCUCUAAUGUGGAUUCAAGUACAACCGGAGGCCUGUCACUGUCCAUCAUAGGAUAAUGACCAAUCGUUAUCAACCUGUCGGAGGGGAACACCGCCCCAUGGUGCCGGACUCCACCCGUUACGUGUCUCGCGGGAGCCAUAUCGGCCGAGGCGGUCCGUUCCCACACUGGUACAGAGGGCACCCGCCCAGUCGAUUCCCAAGAAGGCCACCGAUUCGUCGGCGAGGUCAUCUUUAUCAUCCAAGAGAUGUGUACGAUCAUCUGUCUGAUGGAGACUGGAGACGGGAUAAACACGCCAGCAGUCGAAAUUACUCAGGUCGACACUCACAUAAUUACGAUUACUACCGACGAAAGCAUGGUGAACAUAGGCCGCUCCCCGCGGGUGUGGCUAAGUCGCCUGGGCGCGAACGCUCGCGAGGGAAUCAGUGGCAUCAGAUGUAUGGUCCUCAGAGAAGCCACGCGAUGCCAUACCAAUCACAAAAUAUGCAGCGCCUGUCUGUGAUUGAUUUCUCUGCAGAUGACACAGCUUGGGAAAGUCUCAGAGUAGGUGGCGCUAUCACAGCGGGAUCAACGCGGGAUGCUUGUAUAGGGUCAAGUACCUCCAGUACUCCAACCUCUCUGGACAGUUUACCCACAUCCCGCCAUUCGAAUGGAAAUGAUACCGAAAAACAUUAUCAGACUAAUUCGGGAAAUGUUGAUUCAAACUGUAAACAAUCAAAUAAUUGCUCAAAUACGAAAGAUACAACCGAUUCGUUGGACCUUGCAAGAAUUCAAGACUCAAGAGCUGAGGCAGAUUUGAACUGCGUUAAAGACUUUCCCGGGAAGCAAAAUAGGGUUGAUGCUGGCGGGGACAAAGUUGAAUUAGCCAGAGAGAGUCCAACGCUUUCCGCAAACACCGGAAAGGAAAACAGUUAUGACAUUGGUAUGGAAAAUAACCAGAACUCUUCCGUGACAACUGAAAUUGUGGCGGCUCAAAAAAUUUCAAAUUCGCUAGGAGAAUCUGUACCUGAGAAUAUUCAGUCUGUGCUUUCUAAGCACCCAGUUGUCAAGUUGACUAGACUAUCGGCCCACCAGUUGCUCAAAUAUUCCGUUUUAAAUCCCUGCAGUAAUAGUAUGGGGAUUUCAACUACUCAAUCAGUCCCAAAAUCAAGAGUCCCAAAGAAAGAUACAGUUUUUAAGGAAGGAACGGAAGCUCACUCAGAAAUGUUCACUAAACACACGUUUUCUCCCCAUAGAAACGAAGUGCCACGCGACCUGGAUGGGUCUGGAACUAAUAACUGUGGUGUUACUGAACAGGACUCCGGGUCCAAUUCUCUUACCGUGGACCCCAAGGUCAUGCCUAUGUCCCUGGUGCUACACACAACCCCAGGGGCUGAGCGGGCAGAAGACAAAGUGUUCACACCAACUAAACCUCGAACAAGUGUCUCGGAAAAAGGCCCUGUUAAGAAGACACACGUUGGUCAUGUGGAUAUUAAUAAAUUAAAGGAAAGGUUAAGAGAGGCUAUGGCCUCGAGGAACAGUCAUAUUAUGAAGAAGUUUUCUCUCCAUAAAGCUAAGAAUGAGACCAAACUUUCUCCAGCAGAUUUGCCCUGUGAGUCUGGAAAUGCAGACGGUGAUAAAUCGGGAUGUAAGCUGAAACUUUUUUCUGAUGAACCUCCCCCUUCGCUGGAACCCGAAUGCGAAAGUGUUAAAGAUGUCAUCCUACCCAUUCCGGAUCUUACUUCGGAAACACAGCGGGCAUCAAUUCAGCCUUCAGACUCACAGAACCAAGCAGAAUUCACUACUCCUGAUACUAGUUUGGAGCAAGCGAGUGAAAAAAAGAUAAAUUAUGAGCUGAGUUCGCCAAGGCGUCCCGAGAGCAUUACAGUAAGCCUUGAGGACGCAUGCAAAGCGUGCGAAGCUCUAGUGGAUUAUGUUCCAAAAGUCGUUGUUUUGAACGGACCAGGCGUUAGUGUAGUUAGUGUGUCAAGUAAAGAUAACGUCACUGAUUGCACUGCUGAAGACACCAUCCGUGAAAACCAAAGUAAUUAUAGUGUAAAUUCAAACACGGGGCCCGACGCCAUUCCAUCUUCAAACUCGGCUUCGACCUUUCACCUGAAAGCUGGCGAGGAUACCCAUACUGCUGAUCAUGAUACUAUGUCUUCGAAUUCGUCUAACCGUGAUCCUACUAAUGACGAAAACCCGGAAGAACGUGGCUGUAAUAAUUCUUAUGUAUCUAUUCCGGGUACUGAAAGUGUAGACACAAUCGACGAAAAGUCUGAAAAUCCAGCGGCCGCUGAAGAUCCAAGCCUUCCUGCUAACAGUACUUCUGUGGAAAGCAUUUCUGAUCCCAAUAACUCUGUCGAGUCAGUAAUCAUUGACCAAACAGCCUGUGACCAAGUGAAUACCUUGGUUUCUGAAGGUAAAACAGGCGAAAUGAAGCCAAAUGCAGAGGCUGUGGAGUUACACGUGGAUUCAUCCGACAGCAUUAGGGAUCCAGAGGGUGAACAGAGCGCUGUAGACGCUGCUGAAGGUUUGUUGUGUCUGGCGAAGAGUGGUGUUAAAAUAUUCGGAGCGGAAGAAAAAUCCGCAAGUAAAGACGUCCAACAAAACCUUUUCAACUCCGCGUCAGACGAUGAUGUUAGUGGUAUCCCAGUACAACGAAACCAGGAAUUUUCAGGUGUGCCAUUGAUAACUAAUGCGGUGAAUAAUGCAGUGAGUGUUCAACAAAGUGAUGGAAACAUUAGCAACCUUACUACUCCCGGUAUAAACAAAACUCAAGUCACUCCCAACAGUCUCCAGGCAUCACUUUCUUCCAGCUCAUUAGUUGUUACACAGCCAUCUGCACUGCCUCUAACGCAGCCAAUAACGCCCCCUGAUGGACACGGCAAUGCCCCAACCCCACACACGGCAAUACCACAACCCGCAUUUCUUGUCUUAGGUGCGCUACAACUUCGUAAAAAAAUUCCACAUAAGGUAAAACCUCGGAAAAAAAUGAAGCGGGAAAACGUCCUGCGGCCUCUGUUACCAAAGACAAAUGGAAGUGAUUUGGAACAAAGAACUGAAACGGACACAGUAUUGUCUUCGGAUAACACUACAGUCGACAUGAAUAAACGAGAUACAAAGAUACUAGAGACUGAAUCCGAACUGUUAGAUUUGUCGAUGAAAACCAACGAAAGCCCGCCGGACGGCUCUAUGAUGACAUCCGAUCUCAAUGACGGGAAAUCGGAUUUUGGCCAAACUACAACGUCUGAGCCCAACGUAGACGCCUGUACAGGCUUUAGUGGCUUAGCUAUGCAAAAUCAGAGUUCCAUACAAGACGGUGCACCCCAAUCAACAUCACCAAAUUCAUUAAUUGAGAAGAACUCUUCAAAAACAGACAGGUUUUCACCAGUAUUGAGCGAGAUCAGACCUGACUCGCUUCAACAAGAAGGGGAAAUCUCUAAACACAGGUUAAAAUUAUUGAUAUCAAAUCUGCGUGAAACUCUUGGAAAGAAAAUGCCGCUUCACCCAAUGAAUCUUCGGGUAAAAGGUCCAGAUGUCGGUAAUCCGUCAGGUGAAGGGGAUCCUGCCGAAGAGGAAGAAUCAGUUACAGAAGAUCCGCCAAAGAAGGCAAGAAAUGCCAAGAGAUCCACAAGAUCAGCUGUGAACAGCGCCAGGAAAAACAAACGGCGAAGGAAUGGUGCCAAGAGAAAAACAGGCCGCAGAAAUGUUCAGGGGAGAACAAAGAAUAAUGCAACCACAACAAAAUCACAAGUGUUCAGACGGCGGACACCAAAAGCAAAUGUGGUCGUGAAAGAUUUUUAUACGCGUCUACGCGCAAAGACCGAAGGUAAACUUAGUCGAGCACAAUUAACAGGCCGAAAACAAAAUCGGAGGCAAGCCUGUAACAAAAGAGGCGUGAGAGAAAAUGAAACAGAUUGUUUAGCUGCUCACAUUCCUGAAACACUAGAAUUGAAAGAUGCGUUACUGGCCACUGCAAAAGUGGAUCUGUAUAACACUGACACUCCUGAUACAUUCGUGGAAGAGGGGAGGUUGGUUAUUGACAGUAAUCUCGAAACCUUGGAAUUAACAAACCAGCUUCCACAGCAAGAGGAUCCAUCCGUCGCCAUAGACAUGACCCUGAAACAGAAACCGAUUCAAUCCAGACAGCGCAAAAUUGAUGGUCGCCGCAAGAAGAAAGGGAGACGGAACCAUCUUAUCAGUAGUUUAGAGGAAUACAAGAAAAAACUGGGCUGUGAAGAUACGGAUGAUCUGCCGACGAUUUUACCCCCGAAACGCCGCCGUACCCAGACCAAAACACCACAGCCUCCAAAGAAGGCCAUGGAAGACCCCUUGGACGGCAAUAUUUCGCGAUUGGCCCGGGAAUUUCCACGGCACAAUUGGCUAGAAAAUAAAAUUAAGAACAUCACCGCGGGACAAAAGACGUCAUCGGACACAAAUUCCUCGCCUUCACCUGUGCCUACGACUUCAAAGCCCCCGUCACCGAGUUCCCUGACCGACGCCAAGUCGACGCUAAGACAAACUGACGACUGUCCACCACCACUUACGCCUAUCGGCUCAGCUAGUCAGACCAACUGCAAUGCCCUGGAUAUGCCAGACACCGACGGAAGCCAGCAACCGGAGACCACUGCUGAGGUUAACCGAAAUCUUACUGAUGACCAAAGGUCAAGGUCAGUUGAGCAAAAUGGCAGGAGUCGGGAUGAUGAGGUCAACGGCGAGGAAUUUGUAUCCGAAUCACGCGAAAAAGUGCCGUUUACGGCCACAAUAGAAAGCAUUAUCCACCACGCAAAGCUGGAUAAACAAAACGACCCACCGGGAGACAUGUGCCGUGAAACAGCCAAUAGUGACGCCGAUGGUCGCUUGACGGGACAGAACGGAGAAAUCUCUGCCGGCUCCCAACGUGGAACACCAGCUGCUUUAAUAGAUGUUGGCUCGGUUUCCGUGACAGAGAGGGUGGAUGAUGAGGCGCCGGAACAUCAGUCAGGGACCGAAAAUUCUGACGCAACCAAUGACCCUACUGUGUCCGCACCUCUACAAAAGACGGACGGAAGUGAUAAUGUUGAUAUGCUCUCCAACUCCAACCCGCAUUUGGAAACACAUUCUGAAAUGGAAUCAUUGCAAACCGACAAGGGCAUAUUACUAUCGGAUUGCGCCUUAACCAUCAGUGACACAUCAACACCGCUAUGCAGGGAGGGAGAGUCUAGAAGCCUAAGCGCGCAGAUACCCAAUACCGACGAUCCACAAGUGCCUUUGAAUCUAUGUGUAAAGCCUCUAGAUCGCACUUGGCAACCAGAGAAGAACUUUCCUGUUAACAUACCCAGUGAGAUACAAUCACAGAAUACGGAAGCAUCAGUGCCACUUGCCGAGACAAUGAAAAACGGUCCACCUGUACUAAAAGUCCUCCCUCUUGUAAAACAAGGGGUUAAUUCAAGCCCGGAGGAGUUCGUCUCUUCUGUGAAACAUGCUAUGCGUUGCAGUGCUGAGCUGAUUCAAACGUUGUCGACUCCACAAGCUCCCAGUUCACAAGGUGCAUUGAACGAGGGGCACCCGAGCCAAGGGAGGGGACCAGUGCCACCUGUUCCAGCUCUAGUUCCUCUGUCUGUUGCCUCGUCUAAGUGGCCGCCCUUGGAACAGUGUGCGUCAAACGAAUCCCAGAAGGAGCCUGGCGUGGUUACGCGGGAGAAGUGGGCUGAGAGACGUGUUGAAAAUUCGAGAGAUUCCGGGAUUUUGAGGUCGUCGAGCGCAGACUCAGUUGCAGCUUUGAGUGGACCCGGUAGCACGCAUACUGACUUUGGACAUCUAAAGAGAAGCAGUUUGAACGGUGGUGAGAUAGAUUGUAUUGCGGAACCCUCAUUUCAGGAACAUAGUCCUUCCUCACCGCCCUCAACAGAGCUGCAAGUGCUUAUCAAGGAGUUCAAAGGGCUGGAAAAGAAAGCUGAAGAGACAGAGAAAGAACUGAAAAAGAUUCUGUCUCUCCGGAAACAAAAGAAAGAAGAGUUGGUUUAUUACAUGAGACAACGUCUAGGGGUUUCGCGGAACACGGAUUCCCAAUGUAGAAACGUGUCACUUCAGCCAGAAGAGCAGGAUCAUGAUCCCGACUGGACGGAAGUGUUCCAGGUCAGAGAACUCAUGUCAUCACCUGCAGAAUACUCGGAAAUCCCAUUCUGCUCUGCCAACAGGAACAACAAUAAUACCUAUAACAUACCUUGCUCGCCUCAGACUCCAGAGUCUAACAGACUACGCCACAGUUCGGGUGAUCCCUUUUCGUCUGUGUCUUCGGAUAGUGUUAAAAACACCAGAUCUGAAAGCAGUAUGUUAAGACCAUCAGGCAAAAGGCAUAGGACAAGCACAGGAAUAGAUUUAUCCGCCAAGCGCAGGCUUGUUUCGGGUCAGGUCAACCCACCACAAGCUCACUCCAAACCCUCCGUUGAUUCCGUGUGGACAAUGAUGGAUAUUCCAUCCAUUCAGGCAUCAAAGUCUGCUAUUUCCACUUGUCCCUAUGUACAAUCCUCGACGCACGAAGUGCCAGAGUAUUUGAAAGCAUCGGAUCAAAGUUUGAAAGCUCACCCAGCUCAUUCGCAAAAGCCCUUUGAAAUAGCAGGGGUAAUUAUCACAGCUCAACCUGACGACCGAAUGGCACGUUCACAAAGACCUCACGUAACACACAUAUCCGGCCAGGAGAAGGGCCUAAGCAGUGUACCCAUCAAGUCUGGCACCAUUCAGCAAACACAUGGUUCACCCCAUGGUUCUCAGAUAAACGAGCCGAAUUCAAGUCGACCUGCUGGGACGUUGCAAGAUCGACCUCCUCAGUUUUAUUGCAGUGGACCACCGCCGCAAGGACUGACGGACGCAGUCCACAUGAAACUUCCCGUAGCCUCUCCGACAAAGCACAGUUGCUCGGAACAGCUUAACCCGGCGGCUUCGGGAUAUUCGGAAAAAACAAGAACCAUGCUUGAGUAUGUAGACUUGCGCAAAUCUCCGGAGAACAUAGUUAGAAGGGUACCACUUCCACCAGGCUUACAUUUCGGGACUUAUCCCAGCGAGAAGUUUUCUCAAACAGCCCCAAUUAGGUCUCAUGGUUUGCCAACCUCUGUCCAGCAAAACUCCCAGAUACUACAGCACAGGACAACAAUGGCAUCUGAGAAGGAGCAAAAUGUUCAACGAGAACUUGCUGCAACAAUUGAGAAGCAGAGACGAUCUAAACUUCACGACCACGACUCACUGCAGCCUCAUAUGGUUCCUUGGCAACCUACGUCUCAUCCAGGUAAUUUAAUCAGACGCCCUGAUGGGGCUUCAUGCUAUCCACAAAGCACCACUAGCGGGUUAAUGGCGCCUCACAUGAGCAAGCCGCACCCUGCAACAUCACAAGGGAAGCCUCAGCCCUCUGGCAAUAUGAUCUACACGAUGCCGCCGUACUCAGCCCAAGUCAGACCCGCUAAACCAAUGCCCCCUGGCAACCAAACCUCUGUGAAUACUACAAACCCCUUCUCGGACAAACCACAAUUUGUGGCGCCGGGGCAAAAAGAGCUCACUCCAGGGCAUAGCCAGUUCUUGACACAUCCUCGUGGGACUCCCGUACAUUAUGCGCAUCCGCCCUCUGCCGAGGUUGUUAUGGCUGGUCGAGGAGGAGUACCCGUAUCAUCAGCUGGGCACCACCCUCCUCAGCUGGUCCAAGCCCUCGUCAGUCCACCAAUGCGGCCUCGGAUGUCUCAUUUCAUGCCACCUCGGCAGAAAAUGCCUGACCCAAGAGGUAUCGGGCAGGGCCAGACAUUUUUCAAAGUGCAAGAUGCUCACAAUCCCUCAAUGAGGCCUCCGAAUGCGUAUCGCCCUGAAGGUUCCUAUCAUCCACAGAGAUACCCGAACCAUAAUGUUCCCAUCCAGCAGUUUGCCGUUCCUAAUUCAUCUGCUGGUUAUAUGAGGAUGCCUUCCUCGAACAACGUUGAAGUCGUAGGGAAGUUUGUGGAGCUACCCCGCAGGAAUAAUCUAGAUGACAGACCCCCUGGUUAUUUGCCAAGUCACCACAUUAAGGACCUAUCAGGGAUCCACACAGCGUCUGGAGGUCCUCAGCCACAGGCCAGCGGCCGACCUACAAAUCAGAGCCCGCAACAACAACAUCCACGACUUGUCAGUCACAGCCCCUCAAAACAGGGAAGCGUUCGACAGAGUCCCGUGAACCACGGUCAUCUUCAAGAGAAUCCGAUGCAUCAAGCCAUGACACAUCUCUCUGUGGGACACCACACUUCUGUGCACCAAAGUCACGUUCCACAGAGCUCUGCCCAUCAGAUUGCUGCCCAUCCAUUUGCUGAUCGACAGCCAACUAAUCAACAGUUCACCAACAGGACACACGGGCGUGUGCCGUCACAACCAAAGGGUGGCGAGAGUGGCCAAAAGAGGCAAGGGUCAAGGUCGACUGAUUUCAACUGUGCGGAAUGCAACAGGAAGGCGAACAUGAUCUGUUCAAGAUGUGAAUCUAUUCGCUACUGUUCGAGGGAAUGUCAGAUCAAAGGGUGGCUUGAGCACGGACAACACUGUAAACCACGCACCAGCACCCGAUAGCGAGUUACCUCCCAUCUGUCUAUUGAUAACAGAGAGGAAUUCAUUCCUUUACCGUAACCCACAUACUGAAAACUAUCCCCAAGAAGUGCCGGGCAGUCGAACAAUCCAAGGGAGGUAAUUUUGUCUCCGGAGGCUAACAGCGAAUCGAACACAAUUUAGUGCUAAAGGGGUUAGUGUUAAUUUGAUAACACGAAUAUGAAAGCCCUUCGGAAUAAUCACCGUACAGAUUUGUUGGUGUUCCGCAUUAUCCAUAACUGCUACGUGAGCAUAUUCCCAAAAUAUUUGUAGCAGCCACCGUAAGCACAAGUGGAUGAAAAUGUCGCUGAUACUGGAACGUUGAACAAGGUAUACGAUGUCCUUUACAGAGCAAUCGAGCCAGUGGCUAACAUAAACAAUGUGUGAGAUCAAAGCUGUGCUAAAUUGUAUGUGACUUUGUUUCUCCUCUAGGUAGUUUCCGGGCGGAAAGUGCUGCGUGAAAGAAGAGCUUCAAUUCUUGUUGUUACAAUUUAAACCUGUUUUGUUUGUUUUGUUGAGUUUUCUUUAUUUAUGUUGAGUAUUUUAGUAAUUUUUUUUUCUGCAAUAUUCCCAUGUAUACUCAAAAUACUGCGUUUCUUCUGGAUUUGGUUGAAGAAUGAAGAACUUAGAGUUGCAGAAUUCUGAUGAAUGUGUGGAACCUAAUAGAAAAGAGGCGACCAUUUACACAUAUAGAUCCCAAGUCGCGUUAUUCCUACAUGCAGCUCAGUGGAUAAAGAUGGUGGCGAAUAAUUAAAAUAAAAACAAGUUUGAGGUUGUUCAAAAUUGUUUGAAGAAUUAAUACCAGAUUUAACUUUAAACCAAGUCUUUAAUUUUGUACAUGGCCCAAAUAUAAUUGCAUAACGGUAUAUAGGCCUAAGUCUGUUACUGUUAUACUUUUAUACUUUCAUCAGCUGUAGUGGCUGCUAAAAUCGUAAUUAUGAAAUUUGCCUACAUCCCAGUAUUAGCCAAUACUUUGGAACAGCUGAGACCAGGACUGUAUUCCAAUGGAGUCAAGGUUAUUUAUGCAAAUAUGAGUUAGAAUAUGAUAUAAUAAUAGGCUUACCGCAAAGAAAGUAAAACCAGAGCAGCGAUUACAGUGUGAUGGUUGGGAAAUGUAACCCGUGAAAUACGCCCUCUUCUCAAUUUACAUCAGUUAAUGUUCCAUUGUAACUGUUAAUAUAAAUAAUAAACAGAAGCAAAUUACAUGUGCCCCAACACCAAGGCUGAAGGAUAGAUAGGUAAAAAAGAAAGCCAGUUAAAAUCAAUCUGGCAGGUUUGGUUACAAACUGAUAGAAGGAUAAAGAAAAUGGUAUGCAUAGAUUUGUGAGAUGUGUAUAUAGGCCCCUGGCUUCGCUGCUUUAAAAUCAUGAUCUGUUUUUAAUAUUAUUAGUUUAUUAAUGAUAUUAUACUCUCAAGAUAUGAUAUCAUUUGAUUUUUAGCUUUAAUCUUGAAUAUAUUACUAAUAAUAUAAUUUCCGGCUCCCUUGAAAUUCAUUAUCUAUUGGUUGUUUGCUUUUAAUUACGCCACAUGGCAUUUUCGUUUUUUUUUUUCUCUUUUAACUUUUGCUUUUGUCUUUGCCGCAUGUCUUCAUUUAGUUUGUGGUUUUUCUUGUUUCAAAUGAAUAGCUAUAUAUUGAGUGUUUAUCGCAGUAUCUGUCAGUAGUUACAAUUUGAUGUCAACGAGAAUUUGAUGAAGGUAUGACGGUAUUAUUACGUAUUAGUUUGCAUUUGCUUGGUGUUUCUUAAUACUGAGAUUUGUUGUGGCAGUAGUGUAUUUUUAUGUAAAGUGGAGAGAAAGUUAUGGCAGCCAAGACGUCUUCCUCGAGAAUUCCGGUAAUUUCAAGCGGUUUUUCUUCCUUUCUCGCGGUUUUUCUUCCUUUCUCGCGAUCUCAUUUGUCAAGAUAGAUUUCGUUAGAUUUCUGACGUUUUAACCGUUACAUGUCCACAGAAGCUGUGGAGAUAUGUAGCUGUAUUGAACAAUCCAGCUACCCAGGAAAUGGUGUGACGCACCACCGAAUUAUAUGCUAAUGUUAAAACCGGAAAUUUCUUGUCAAAGUUGUUGUGAAUUCGGGAACUGCGCCUGUGUAUCUAACUGUGCUUGAACAUAUUUCAUCAUGAUUUCAAUGUUAGCAUGGUAUGUCAAAGAGCACUGAAUGUUUUGGAGUUUUUCAUACCGUAUCUAUACAGUACAGUGAUACGAGGGAUAUGUCCCACCGUUGUUGCUCUGAGUGUAUAUUACUUAACGUAAAUUACCAAAUUCAUUACUUAAGUACUUUGUGAUUUGAGCUGAUAUUAAAUCUAAGUCUUAAUCAUGCGUUUGGAUUAUUCUAGAAAACGCGAAAUGUUUAAGACAUUCCAGAACAUUGAACCGGAGACAAGUCGCUCUGUCUCGCGAAAUCACGAAAAACCUCGCCGAAGUCUCGGGGUGGAUCAGUGGCUGCCAUAACUGAGAUUAAUUUUUUUAAAUUUUUUAACAUACUUCCUGGCCAGUGAAACGUUUCGCAGAACCUUGAAAUGGAACUGUGUGAUGUUUGUCCUGUGGUGCUUUUACAUGUCCUAUCGUUAUUUUCGAUUUGUUAUCGAUAAAAAGGUGAGAAGAGAUGCAGCGUCACAGUGUGAGUCUCAUAUAUUUGCUUCUCUCACAUUACUUCACCCACUAUAGUAAAUGCAUAUGUACUAUACUGCUCAGUUUAGAUGACCUGUUCAUUUUCAGUACACUGUGCAGCCAUGCAGCUAGGAAAACUACUAAUUCCUGCGUUUUGUGAACGUGUGUAUUGGUGUCAUACAUGGUAUCAAAUGUGUUGUCAUACAUGUGUCACCCUGGCUGUCAUACUAAGUGUCAUUUAUGGUGUCAUCCGGGGUUUCAUACGUGCCAAGACAUGAUGUCAUUCUUGUUGUACAUAGUGUCAUCCUGGAUUGUCGUACACGGCGUCAUAUAUGGUGUUUUACACGAUGUCAUACAUGGUGUCAAAUAUGGUGUCGUCCUAGAUGUCACUGUGUAAUAUAUGGUGUCUUACGUGCUGUCAUUUUGGGUGUCAUGCAUGGCGUUAUCCAGGAUGUCAGACUUUGUGUGAUACGUGGUGUCUUACCUGUUGUCAUCUUGGGUGUCAUGCAGGGCGUUAUCCUGGAUGUCAGACAAUGUGUGAUACAUGGUGUCUUACCUGUUGUCAUCUUGGGCGUCAUGCAGGAUGUUAUCCAGGAAGUCAGACAUUGUGUGAUACAUGGUGUCUUUCCUGUUGUCAUCUUGGGCGUCAUUUUAGGUGUCAUGCAUGGCGUUAUCCUGGAAUUCAGACAAUGUGUGAUACAUGGUGUCUUACCUGUUGUCAUCUUGUGUGUCAUAUAUAGUGCUAUCUUCGAUGUCAAAUAAUGUAUGAUACAUGGUGCCUUACAUAGUAUCAUACAUGGCGUCAAGAAAUUUGUGAGACACCUCGUCAUGCAUGACGGACACCUCCUAUAAUCUCCUAUUCUCUAUGCACAUAUUAUUACUAAUCCACUGUUGUAUCUAAGACACAACAUUUCACACAGCCUGGUACUGUGUAACUGGUUCAUACUAUGACAAGAAAGACUCCGAGGUUGGUGGUUUAUUCCAGUACUCCGGUUUCCUCUACCGCUCUGACAACAUAAUCAUCUCCAGGUACAGUGGACAGUAAGAGAGAUACUCGUUGAGGACGGCGUUAGACUCUCAAACGAUUGGGAUAUAUAUGCUUUAAGCUAUGCAUUUGUGUAAGUGUUGGUUAGUUUUAAUAUAAAACUGUAAUUGUGCACGUUGAAGUAUUCUGGUGCAGAAAAGCGUCGAGAUUGAAUGGAAAUAUCCAGUGCGUUAAUUUUUGUGUGCAUUAAUAUUAGUCUACUUGUAUUUUUCCAUUCACAAGCUUGAGUCUGUUCUGUGUUGUAAGACAAAAGAUAUCAGUUUGGAAACUGGGUACAUCUGGAGUAAUAUUUGCACCUAGCACAACGUUGUAAGCAUUUUUCUCUGCUGCAUAGUUUUGUUAUUUAGUAGGUCUGCAAGUAGUCGUUCUUGUGGCUUUCACUCAGUAGGAUUCGUGCAUGACAUUUUACAGGGGGAAAAACAGUGAACGUAAGUUCAUAUACCAAUGAAAAGCAUUUUAAAGGCUUCUUCGAAUAGAAAUCCACUAUAAUGUUGUAUGUUGUAUUUUUAUGGAAUGUAUCAUCUUGCAUUGACUUUGUAUUUAAUGGUGUCAACAAUGGCUGAAAUUUUUGGCAAAAUGUUAGCUGUCAGCUCUUAUUUUUCCGUUUGACUCUCUUGUAAAAGUUGUUAUGUAGAACUUCACAGCCGAAGGGUUGUGCUUCACGUACAAUUGGAUCCACUUUCUGUAUGGUUAUCUCCCUUUGCUUUUUGUCCAAGAUUGAAGUCUCUUAAAUUACAUGUGAACUUCAAAUGCAGCGCAAGAAAUAUUGGUUGGAAACGUUUCUGUGUUCCAAGUGCUUCACAUUGUCAGCUUGGAACGUUAUACGUGAAAAACAAGAACGAUAUCGAUGGAUAACUUGUAUCAAUAAGUGUACAGCCUGGACUAGGAGUUAUUCUGUGAUGUUUUUUAUUCAAAUCUAUCAAAAUCGUCAACACCAUUCAUUGUUCAACACAGGGUUUCAGUCUUGGUUCUGUAAAGAGGCAAAAGAUGGCACGACCUCAUCAUUAUAGAUGUACAUUACAUCAAUCAAUGCUCAAAAUCAUGCACUACAUCAUGCAUUUACUUAUCGGUUGAUAAUGGUGUAUAUAUACAUAUAUACACGUAUAUCUCUUAAAAACAUAUAUUUUCUGUAAAUUUGGUAACUUUUUGACACGCAUAUUUGACUAUUUAUCGUUGCCAUGAAACUGUGUAUGAUUUGUUGGUUUAUUUCGUGUUCAUUUCUGAUGUAGUAUUGAUAUGUAUAUUAGAUUUCGUUGACGCACGUGACUGAAAACUAUUAUCUAAGUUUAUGCAUAACAAUACAUUCCAUCAGUAUUUUUGGUAUUUCUAUAUUUUGUACUAAAUGUCGAUUUAUUAAAGACUAAAACGUUAC